This is a messenger RNA of Microstroma glucosiphilum, 786 nucleotides long. RefSeq lists its product as hypothetical. Gene Ontology annotation, cellular component: GARP complex; membrane; EARP complex. The transcript has 4 exons. The record is from RefSeq and is a predicted model, not a curated record. Lineage: Eukaryota; Fungi; Basidiomycota; Exobasidiomycetes; Microstromatales; Microstromataceae. Gene Ontology annotation, biological process: Golgi organization; lysosomal transport; Golgi vesicle transport. Bases 1 to 786 code for a protein of 261 amino acids.
AUGUCCGCACCAUCAGCCACCCUCGCACCCGCACCUUCCUCCAGAGCAGAGAGGGAUCGACUGCGCGACUACUAUGGUCUCGCAUCUGCACCAUCCUCUUCCUCUGCCACUGCUGCUUCACGCCCACCACCGCCCAUUGAUGAUCCAGCUCAAAAGUACAGGGACUUGGUAAAGAGGGAGAACAUCUCGGGAUUGCUCAAGGCACAGAGUGAUUUGCUCACUGAGAUUCGCGAGCUGGACGGAGAUCGCCAAUCCCUCGUGUACAACCAUCACACCGAUCUCGUCUCAGCAAGCGAGACCAUCAGCAAGAUGAAGUCCCACGCCGAAUCCCUCUCUCCGACCCUAGCCACCCUCGCAUCCUCCUUCGACAAUAUGUCCCGUCUGGAAGCUCAAUUACGCUCCGCGCUCUUGCCCAUCUACCCGCAACCGCCUCCCUCUUCCAACAACAGCAACGCAAAUUCGCAGCAGGGUACCUCGCACGUAGAGGCAUUAGACGUUCAGAGGGAUCUGGUGCCCAUUGUCACUCUCCCGAUGAGAUUGAGGGACCUCAUUGCACUGGGCGAGGACCAAGGGGGAGGAGGUACAGGCAGCAACUCAGGUCUAGCUGCAGCCGAAGCGCUCUGGGGACGUCACGAAGCCGUUCUCUCCUCGUGGAUUGCACAGGGAGUGCCUGGUGCAGAGGGUGUGGCUAGCGAAUGUAGAGCGGUAUUGAGGGAACAGAGGGAGAAGACUAGGAGGAGAGUCAGUGUAGGAGCGGGCGCUGCCGCAUCGAAUAGGUGUAUCUGA